Spirometra erinaceieuropaei is the source of this 10897-nucleotide messenger RNA. The record is from the annotation of a GenBank genome assembly. Lineage: Eukaryota; Metazoa; Platyhelminthes; Cestoda; Diphyllobothriidea; Diphyllobothriidae.
AUGCACAUAUAUAUGCAUAAUUUCACGGCAGUUGGUCAGUCCCGAUUUCGACACACAUCACCAACGCCAAUUAAGGGGUAAAUUCAGUGAUUUCAGAAGUUUGGUGUAACAAAACUUUUUACUUUGUUAUGUGUUUCAAGGUGUAAAUCAGCAGUUAACUUUUUUAAUCACUGAAUAGUUCGCAAUCUUUUCAUGUGAGAUUUUCGUAAACUUAGGCGAUUAAAUGGCAAGACAAGGGAAUAGGAAUUCGUCGUAUUCGGGAAACCUUGCACUUACUGCCAGGGGAUUGGGAUUGGGGUUAAAGCCUGGGAAAAGCCUGCGGCAGAAUUAUCGAUCAAUUGGCCAGAGGGCGAAGUCGAAAACUUACUGCUUUCAAUGACCCUUCAUUUAAACAGCGACCCUGUUUUUUAACUAAAGAUCUAAAACCCGAAUAAUAUCACCCAGAUGACUAAAUGAUUGACCCACUCUAUGACAGGGGACAUGAACUUAAUUUUUCCUGAUAAAUAGAAGGGCAGAUCAGCAUCUCUAGCUUUACACUGAAUUUGCGGGAAAUUUGCUUCCCCAUGCGCAGUAAGUUUAUGCAUUGCGAUUUUUGGGUUAGCGUUAAAAAGAGCCACAAUCCCCAUACCAGUGAGCCUUUUGCAUUCGGCCACGUAUUAACAAAACUGAUAAUGCGUAUCUGUUUUUAGAAUAUGUAACAUGACAUGGAAACUUCCAGUAGUGAUAAUGCAGUUCAUCUUUGAAGGCAACACUUUAGCAUGGAUCAUGCUCAUCGGUUUGGUUGAACAUGGUGAAAUGCUCUAUUCGUCCUUUGUGAGCACGGAACAGAACUCUGAGCCAAAAUCCGUAAGAAACUGAUUAAAUAAAUUUAUAGAAGCGAUUUUAGAUCAGCCAGAACCCCGUAGAUUAUUGGGUUUGGACAAAAUGUUUGAGCCCUAACUAUGCGGACGCUUCCAUAGCAAUACAAGUCUCUGCGGCUUUUCGAUGUCUUUGUCAAGCUAAUUAUCAUAUGCGGGAGUGGAAGCCACGCCUAUGUCUUAUAACUAUUCUGUGGGACUAGACCCUCUUAAAAUAAAAUUUUUAAGGUCUGAGAUAAUUUAUUCCUUAAAGGCGUGGUCGUGAUGUGUGCCUGGAGCUGCACGUGCACUAACGCGCAAAACAUACUACUGACCUCGUAGGUGUGAGUGAGUAUUUUUCGCUGGAGUUCAUGCAUUUCGACUCAGAUUUUCGCCUAGCUUGAGGUUGGAGUCGGGCUUGACAUGUUCGGUUCUCCGACAAUCCGAUUACCAGUUUAUCCAAUACUUUUAGACUAGGAUACAUAGCGUCCGCACUUUAUCUGAUUCCCAUCUCUGCCAAAAUUAUCUGAGAUUUAGUGCGUGACCGAUCUCCUGAAAUGUUAGCCAAAAGUCUGGAAUGCGUUUCCGAUUAGAAAGGAUUACUUAAGUGGGGUUGUUAUACUGAUUUUCAUGCAGCAUAGCCCUAUAAAAAUUCGGACUCGCCAGGAUGUCGACUUUUGAAAGCACUUUUUUCUGAUGUCUUACAGAAACCCCACUUGGUAAAAAAUGACUGCUUAAGUAGCAUUCAUUUUUCCUAUUGAUUUUCGAUGUUCUUAUAAAUUCAAAUAUCUUUUGCAGAAAACUUUCGCAAUAAUAUGCUUUCGUUUGCCCACUUAGAAGGAAAUCACGUUGUCUUCAUAUUUUAUGCUCGAAAAUAGUGUGUAUUUAGGUUUUAAAAAUGUUUCCCGAUUCCCGAAUAAUUUUCAAACUGCUCUGUCAUUUCAUCAGCGUUUAUCAAUCUCAGUCUACAAGUUACAUGCUUUCCGCCUAAGGAAAAUCAUAUAUUCCUCUAUGCCUUUAAGAAGAUACUACAUAGAGUUCAUGAAAUUUCGCAAUGGAUCCGGACCGUGUUGUACAUUUCAUGAAGAGCAUUAGUAAACGGACGUGUGCGGUCUUGCAUGCAUUGACAUCCCACGAUCUUAAAUAUUUCAUAAUAAGACACUUUUCAAAACCAAAAUAUACACUAUUUUCGGGCAUAAACUAUGAAGAGAAUGUCAUUUUCUAGCAAAUGAGCAGAAGAAAGCUUAUUUUUGGAUUUUUUUCUGUAAAUGAUAAUUGAAUUUAUAGGACCAUCGAAAAUCAAUAGGGAAUAUGCAGGCUUCUUAAGUAGUCAUUUUUUACCGAUUGGGGUGUCUGCAUGAGAUCAGAAAAAAAGCAUUCAAAAGCUGACAUCCUGACGAGUCCGAAAUGUUAUAGGGUUAUGCUGCAAGAUAGUCAGUAUGACAGCCCCACUUAAGUAACCCUUUCUCAUCGGAAACGCAUUCCAGGCUUUUGGCUAACAUUUCAGGAGAUCGGCCACGCACUGUACAGUAGAACAAAUCCAAGAGAUUUUCACCCUAACUCACGGAUAGGUGCGUCACAGGAAAUAGGUCAAGAGGCAAAUAAUUGUCGAAAAAAUGGAACAUAAUCGGCACAUACGAUCACAGACGCGCCAUUUUCUGUGUAUCGGAGGAUAUUGGCAGCUUUGCUGUGUAACCGGUAAGCUUUUCACCGUUAUUUUACGACUACGUUGUAUACUUUUUCGGGCUUGGGUAUGGCUAGCUGACGACGGCUAAUAAGCCAGAAAUGGCCAUUCCAGUCUCCCUUGUCUUUGUCGGUAAUAACAUUCUACUUUUUCUUUUGGUUAAACUUCGCUUCACGAUAAUUAACGCAAUGCAGAGUGACAAUACAUGUACUAGAAUACGACAAAAACUGUUGGUUCUGUACCAGUUUUGCUUCAUCCUCACGCCUCAUCCAAGAACUAGACACUACAAGAACUACCUUUCCACGUGCUUAAAAGUCGAAAUCGCCGCUUAGUGAUGGGCCUUUAUCUGUUACGUAUGGUAUAUUUUUAAAUGAUGGGAAAUUAAACGUGCGGUAAAGUAAAAAAAUACCUGCGUGCACUACUAUUGUUUUGGCGCAUGACAUUAGAUAAACUUGCCAAUCAGACUUCUUGAACAAAAACUUGUUUUCCUGAAAGCAACCUGCUUAUUCAUAUUUUUCCGCAUCCAAUUUACGUGAUAAUAAAACUUGGUGCUCAUGGUGGCGACGACUGUUUCGGCAAGUCUUUUUCGUUUAUAUUAAUAUCCUUUUUUCUCCGGCAAAAAGCCGAGUUGCGCAGAUGUAAUCUAGAACAGUUAUUAGCAUGGGAUAUGGCCUUACGUUGAUUUUCGCCAAAUACUAUUGACUGCUUCGUUAAUAAAGUACCUUAUAAAUAUAUUCCGCACACGAAAAGGGCUUUUCUCUGAAUUUUUAAGUUAAUGAGCAAUGCGCACCGUUUAUGAUGCCCCGAACUGGUCAUCUGGAUUUCGGCCAUCAUGUUUCAUGAAUUACGACAUUGACCUCGUGAAAUCGCACGCUUGAAAGUCCUUAUGCCCUAAUGCGUAACGCUGCCAGUCACUUGGCAGUCACUUGCCAGUCACUGCCAGUCACCAGUCACUUAGGGACAAGGUAAAUUUGUAGCUUUUUAAUUUCCUUAGAAAUUAACUGCGAUUUUGGAGUAGAUCAGUAUACUGAAGAUCUAUAGACUCAGACCAAAGUUCUUGUCUAUGAAUAUUUGGGUCGAAGUCCAUUAGCCACAGCGGAUAACCGCGUAAUAUUCAUUAGCUGCUUGACGGCUGCUAGUAGCUACAAUUUAUAGAUUGAAGUAUCUACCUGAAAGCAGACAGGGAAUGCUGGGGGACCCACUGACGAGCCGUACCUCUCGCAACUGUGUCAUGCAGUGGCAGAAUAUCGGCGAAACACGUGUGUAUGGGCUUUUGGCUAGUACCUGUAUGGUAUCACCUUACCCACAAGGUAGAUUUACCUUAUCUUGCAUGUGGGCCAUAUGCGCCGUUUACAUAAGCAACCCCAAUAAUUCUCAAUGAGCAGGCGGCAAUCUACUGUGUGGCUCCGAUACGGCGUCCGGGUUCUUAAUUAUAAGUGCCGCAGCCAUAUCCACAUCCAUUACUGUACUCAAAUGAUGAUACGAGAGUUCACAUAGGUAUGUUAGAACUAAAUUGUAAGACUCGCUGUAGGUGUUUCCCUAAAAGCAUCCAGUUAUUUUUGAAGGGAGUAUGACUGCAACAUACAACUGUGACUGACUCGUAAGGUUUGGAGGCCAAAAUAAAAUACAUUUCGUGUUUUGGAAACUGUGCAUUCUGUAAUUGAACUUCGGCAUUGAACUUCCUGUUUCUCAUACUUAAGCUUUAACAAGACAUCUAAAACGGAAAAUAACGGAUUUUCUAAUGUGGAAUUUUUUCACAGAGAGUUUUCAAACAGUUAUAUAAGUUCUUUGUGGGAACCGCGCCGUCGUUUUGCACUGUUCUGCGCGAGGACAUUUCUGUGCGCAAAAAAUUUGAUUUCACACUUAUUUUAUUUUGGUCCAUUUGGAAGUACUCCUGGGGCGUGAGUAUUUACCCAAAGAGGUGCAUUUCAGUUAGGGAGCUCGAUUUUGGGUGAUGCAAGUGUCCGGCACACGGUUUACAGACUCAGACUAAAGUAUGGUAUAUUGUGACAGUCUGAAAUCGUGACUGACGAUGUCCACCGUGCGGUUCUCAGCAGGAUGAGAGCAGACACAGCAGCUUACGCGUGAUUUUUCUUAUAGUAAUAGUAGACUUGCGCUGCAUUGACCGCACUCUCUCCUCCUCCCCUACUUGGAUCCGGUGUCAAGUCUUGCUCAAGAACACCGGAGGUGGGAAAGGACGCAGUUGAAUGACGCGGUCGGACCCGCUCAAAAACAUAAAGAUAGAUUCAUUUAUGCAAAGAAGAUGAGCGUGCAAUCACUGGGAAAGUAAAUACAUUAGUUAGAGCUUUCAGUCUCGUACAGGAGGUCGUCAUCAGAGACUCUGAGAAUGCACCGUCAAACUAGCAGUUUUAUAGUCAAACAAAGAAGGGGGCUGAUAGGGGUGGAAGGGGGUGGUGUUCGCGAUAAGGUCGAGUUCAGCCGUCUAGCGGCAGCGUAACUGCGCGCGCCCUUAACUGGCCGCGAGAACGGAGCGAGUGAUAGCAGAGAGGCAUAUCAACGCGUCUGUUGAUGACACGCAGGACUCCAGGAGUUCUCGCCCUGUCUUAUUGCUGGCUCGCACCAUUAUCUGCGAGCUCGCGGAACUGAAUUCGUGGCCUUCCUCCGUUGUGUGAGUGGCGACCUGAGACAGUAGGUCGCCUCUCCGGACCGCCCCUUUGUGCCACGUUAUUCACGAGCUAAGUCAUUGUCCCGUCUGUCCUGUAUAAUGGCGAGGGCAGACGCGGAAUCGGAUCAGAUACACGAUACCAGAUUGUUCUCCUGCGUCUAGUCGGUCCUUCAUUUGAAUAAACUUGGUGUGCAUGGUAGCUGUCGCUACGCACACCACGGAGGAAGGCCAGGAAUUCAUUUCAGCGAGCUCGUAGAGAAUGGUGCGAGCCAGCAAUAAGACAGGGUGAGAACUCCGGGAGUCCUGGGUGUCAUCAACACACGCGUUGAUAUUCCUCUCUGCUAUCACUCGCUCCGUUCUCGCGGCCAAGAGACGAGACCCAAUUCCCAGCUAAGGGUCCACGCAGUUACGCUGCCGCGAGACGGCUGAACUCGACCUUAUCGCGAACACCACCCCCUCCACCCCUAUCCGCCACCUUCUUUGUUUGACUAUAAAACUGCUAGUUUGACAGCGCACUCUCACUGGGGGGCCAGUAAACCAUGGCUCAAACAGCUCCCGGCUCACGCGGUUGUCACCUCUUGCGAGAAUUUCGGCCUCGUCAAAUUUGAAUGUGUGGCCGGAACCCGUCGAAUAAGCCGCAACUUGAGAGCUGGAGUCAUUUCUCCGCGCCGCUGCAGCAUGUUCGACCAUUCGCGUUCGGAGCUGUCUUCCGGUUUCUCCGACGUAGUUGCUUUGUCCGCAACUGCACCAGAUCCGAUAAACGACUCCCGACGUUUCUUGCCGUGGUAGCGAGUCUUUUGGUUUCAUUAUCUGACGCCUGAUGGUUGCUUCCGGUCUGCGUGCAACUCCAACCCUAAGUGGUGCGAGAAGGCGGCCGACAGCCUCCGAAACGUUCUUGACAUAUGGAAGCGCUUGCCAAAAUUUGGUGUCCGUGCGGUUAGGCUUUUCGUCCCCUUUGCGUAUGCACCGGUUGACGAAGUUGCACGGGUAGCCAUUGGCUUUGAAGACCCGUCGGAGGUAUUGUAGUUCGGCAAUCUUGUCUUCCGGCUCACUGCAGUGCGUUUCGACACGCCGAUAGGGCGUCCUUACACAACGUAGACGACAGUCUUACAGAAAUUGCAGUUCUGGCUUAAGGCGUGAUGGCAACUUGUCGAUCAUAUCGGAGCCGUCGGUAGUGUAACGUAAUUGGUCGACCCAUCGCAAAGAAAAUGUGACAAACGCAUCGCAAAUUUCGCAUAGCGAGCAUAUCGAUCUAUCGAUAAGCCUGCUGCGUAGAUAGCGCAAGCCUUAGCAUAACUGAAAUCUACGAAGGAAAGUACGUUUGCCGGUAAGGAUUAACGAGCACAGAUUUUAAUAUUUUAAUUUUUACGGAUCUACCAACCUAUUAGUUAAAGUUUUAUUUGUAGCGUACUAAAAAUAGUACCCAGUUUAGUGUGACGACACCGACUCAAAUCGCCAUGGCGUGAUUAUACAAAUGACUUCAUGCGCAUCUUGUGUGCAGUUGGUGACCUAACAAAGGGAUAGAGUGCAAGAUUACGGAAAAUCUCUGGUGAAACGGAAAACAGCUAAAGCAUCCAAUGAAAAAUAAGUUACCGCUAGGUACGUGGAAAAACAUAGGACGCUUCAAAAAAUGCAGCGCUGGUCAGAAACAACUAGUUUCCUUAUAACAACAGAGUCACCAAAAUUGGGAAAUUUCCGUCUUGUGAGUGAACGUUAUUUAUAGAACUGCGUAAGAGACGCUCACACAAGCAGGCUAAAAAACAAUAUGGGCACUGCAACCUCUAAAAACCGUGUUAGAUAUCUCUUGGUUCAAAUGUCCUCUAAAAAUUAAGGCCACAGGCAUUAUGACAAACAGUCAACUGAUUGGUCAGGCGAGGCCUUCCAAAAUGACUUGGAGCAAUUUGGUUCUAGUUUAUCACUUCUACAUUUCUCAAAAUGCAACUGUUCAACUCGAAGAAAAAGUUUACUUGAUUCUCUAGGUGGGAACUUCGCACGUAUAAGCGCUUUCGUAGGGUCACACGCUGAAAGGCCGGCCAACGGCUAACAAAAGACAACAUAUUUAAAAGACGCAAACAGAAGCAUACCAGUUUUUCAGUGAUGAGAGGACUUUUCCUCCGUAAAAUUAGUGUGCACUUUGUGGAGAGAAUUAAGUUCAUUCAAAUUCUAGGCAUUCUGGAAAUGCCAGUAAGUGCGGUUUUAAAUGUCCUCUGUCGAUUGCUUGAAGAGAUGGUUUCUGUAGAUUAUUAUCAUCAACAUAAGACAGGUUUUGGAUGCCUACAACUAGCUGAUGGAUUUUCCGAGGCCCCUUUUCCAGCAGAUAACGACUCGCGUCAUAUUUUUAAGCACAAGUAAGCACUAAGCCCUAUCGUUAAAAAUUAUACCCGUGCUCGUAAGGAUGGUAUACAAUGAAUAUGCGCUCAACCAAACGAAAAUGCCUCUCAAUUGAGUUUGAUCUUUAGAAAGUGCUUUGCUGGAGGAAUUUGAAGAUUGAUGUCUACGUCAUUCACUUUCUCCCAAAGUAAAGUCAGGGAAAAAAGUAAGACAAUUUGUCCGCCUAUGCAUUUCCCUGGCUGAUACUGGUGAUUCUUCUGUCACGAAUUAAAAAUGGCCCUUUUUUUCUUAUUUUGGAACGGCUGUCAUUGUCCUUCUUUAGUUUUAUGUCUACUUCUACGAUUAUAAUGCGCUACAAUGUGACAACAUAAGCGUUCACGUAUUCCUCAAACGAGGAAUGAGGCGCCUGUAGCACUUGUAAAUUGUGUUUUAUUUAGGACAUGUGCAUUUUUCUAUAUACUCCAGAGGUUAACUGGUCAUUUUACGGCGUGUCGCUUCGUAGCUACUUCUGGGAUGCUUGUAUGUGCCUAGUAAUUAGGAGCGUAGCAAGGCAACUCACUGAAUGCAGGUAUUAGUAUUUCUUGUGGGGAUUAACGCUCCACGUAGCAAACAACUGGAACUUUUAAUGAGAAAGCCCACUUUUCUACAAAAACAAGCGCACAUCUGGCUUCAUUUUAUUUACACCGAAUUAAACAUGAAUUCAGAAGUUGCCUAAGACUGUUUUUGAUAAAUUCUCCUCGUUUAGACCGAUUCCAUGAGCUAGAGCAGCACCCGCAAAGAUGCGGACGUGGUCUACGGUAGUUAUCAGUAUUGCACUGCCUGAAUAUGAAGUAGCAUUGAUUUCCACCUCCAAUGUACACUUUUCCGUCAAUUAAACGUCAGAGAAACAUAACAUGCGUAACCAAGGGAUUGUCACGUAACGCGAUAAACUGAUACCUAAAACACACAACGUGCCGGAUACUGCAGACUGGUAAUCUGCGCUGGAGAUGUACCGGAGACAAAGUGAGGACCAGAUGCAGUCACGGCACACGUUAAUCAGGCCACACAGAGUCCGCGCGGGCUGAUAAACUACUACCAAACAUUGGCGGUGUGGUGGCACGCCUGUCACCGCGAGCAAUCCCAGCAGCCAAUGGCUGACAAGCUCGGACAGCCGAUGGUUCACGGGGGUGAGAUCGACUUCGGCAGGUCCAUCUUAACGGCACUUCAGCGCAGCCCUCACUAGAAAAGAUUUGACGCGCCAAAAAGUCGUUGUUUGGAAGACUGCCAGUCAACUGGGUAGCCUGGUGCUCUCAAGACGGUGAGUUAGAUUCCAAUGGCUCACUCUUAAUGUGGUCGUCAAGGCAAUCCCACUCAGAUAGGAUCCGUGUCGGCCCUUGUUUGUGUGAAUAACUGGUACAUGUCUACCUGGCCAGGUCGUAUGUGGCAGGCGAAGAGGGCCGUUUAACUUUGUCGACGACUGCGUCCGAGUCCGCCUCCCAUCGUCCUGACUCUGUCUUGUCACCGAGCCCAGGUGGGAGGUGAGGAGAGAGCGUGGAAGGCGAUGCGCAAGUCUGCCAUCAUCAUGAAUUAAAUCACGUGCAAUUCGUCGUCCUACGUCCCCUCCCCAUGCCGUUGGAGCCCCAACGGACAUCAUCAUUGGCGAUCAGAUGUUUGAGCAAGAGAUGGACGGACUUACGUAUAUGUGGGAGGGACGGGUAAGAGAGACUAGGGUCGCAUUUGCCUUACUCCCUCCCAUAUUCCGCAUACUUCCAUGGCAGAGCACAGCCAAGGAGACUGAAGAUGAUCGAGGGUGCAAUACUUGACUUGGUGAAAUCCCCAUUUACGCAUGUCCAAUGCGUGGCUGUUCCUCAUUUCACACGAACCAGAUACCUAAAACGCACAACGUGCGAGAUACUGCAGACUGAUUAUCUGCGCUGGAGAUGCAUUGAAAACAAAACGAGGACCAGAUGCGGUCAGGGCACGCGCUAAUUGGGCCACAGAGAGUCCGCGCGAGCUGAUAAACUACUACCGCACUUUUACUUUAUAUGACCUAGAAUUAGACGGAAUACCAAAAGGGAACUUAUUAGAAAAAAUAUCUUCUUAUUCAAAAAGCAAAUAGCGAGCAUCUGGCCUUAUUCGAUUUAGACAGUUAAAAAUAGUUACAGGUUAGCUAAGGCUGUUUUUGGUAAACUAUUCUCGUUUAGAGCGAUGCUAUCAGCUGGAACAGCACGCGGAAAUAGGCAGCCGUGGUUUGCAUCGCCCGAGCUCAUAUCGGGUCAUCUUGGAGUUAUCAUUUCAUUGAAACCUGGUGAGUGAAGAAGGAGAGAAUGCGACAGAUGCUGUGCAUAUCUGCCUCACUGUAAAUUAAUUCACUCGAAAGUCACUGGUGUUACACCUUUUCCGUGGGCACACUGUAGACGUCGUCGCUCGGGACAUUCAAACUGGCAUUUACUAGCAUGGGAAAUUGAUUGCAUAUAAACUAGCGUUGAGGUCUCCUCAAAAUUUGCGCUCUCCUUUAAUAAGUUGACUUAAAAAAUACGCCUGAUGUUGUUAGAGAAUCUUCUUACAAGGUGUUGAACUGAAACCUAAAACGCACGACGUCCGAUGUGUCGCGGUCUGAUCAUGUAGAUAUUGGCCUUUGUGCAUCAUCCAUUUCGCCGCCUACUAUUUAUCAAGAUAUUUGUAUUUUGAGAAGUUUUGUCGGCGAUGUUAUGGACGCAGAUAUUAUUAUUUUUGCCAUGCUCCGUCGUUAUAAUAUGAUAUCGCCAAUCAUCGCAUCGUAUUGUCCCUGAAACAUCUAUUUCGGGCUUUUUCGUAUUUAUUAUUGUGUGACGCUCAAACCCCAUUUGUUGAAAUGCUGCAGAUUUUAGCACUGGAGCACUUUGUCUAUUAACAUCUAUAUCUACUGCUUCAUUUACUUGAAAUACCGGGUGAAAUUGAAGCUGAUAUUGAUGUUUUAUCUUCGAGUUUGGGAUGUAUGGCUCGGGAUUGCAGUCGAUGACAGAGUCACUGCCAGUCGAGAACGUAGAUGGGUUCCGCACGAAGUAUUUUUUUCAAAAAGGCUGCUUUUGAUGGACUACGACGUGCUUUUUCUAUCAGAAGAGAACAGGCAGCUUGCCCAAUUAAGGCAUAUUUACGCUCAUUGUGUAGGGAGAAUGAACUAUAGUCUCAAAUGACUUUCUUCGACAAGAAAUUCGGGAUUCCUAUUUUGUAUUCUUUAAUAAUUAUCAUUAUGUCUGUGAAAUUUAGUACUUUACCUCGUUCCUUCCUUCAAAUCCUCAGCCUAGACAGAGAUGGCCGCUCACGCAACCCACUUCUGGGUUGUAUUUGCCCUUUCCCAGGUACGUUUGACGUUUCGUAAUCGCUUAUUCUGCAGGCUCUAGCUAUUACUAUUUUCGUUCUCACCAUCUACUGGAGAGGCACAUUCUUCAGCGGGUUUGA